This is a messenger RNA of Chelmon rostratus (copperband butterflyfish), 7489 nucleotides long. RefSeq names its product clustered mitochondria (cluA/CLU1) homolog a (gene cluha). Gene Ontology annotation, molecular function: mRNA binding; protein binding. The coding region runs from base 176 to 4378 and encodes 1400 amino acids. Gene Ontology annotation, biological process: intracellular distribution of mitochondria. Gene Ontology annotation, cellular component: cytoplasm. The transcript has 27 exons. The record is from RefSeq and is a predicted model, not a curated record. Lineage: Eukaryota; Metazoa; Chordata; Actinopteri; Chaetodontiformes; Chaetodontidae.
CCAUGUACAGCACUGUCCUUCCUCGGUAGACUUGUUUUUGUAAGCUUGUACCCUUCGCAUGUAGCCAGCUAGCCUGCGUUAGCCGGAGAAGCAGACUUUUUUGUAUUUCUUUUACUGACUCGUGUAUUCAAGCAAAACUGGUGGAGGAUUUCUUUUGCCACACUGACUGCCGACCAUGGUGAGCAAGACAGAUGACAUCCCGGCGUCAGUGCCCAACUGUAAUCCGGUUGAUCUUGCGGAAGCCGGGGAUGGAGCCCAGGACAGCAAAGCAACCAGCAAGACAAGUCUGAAGGAGUCCUGCGGCUGUGGGCACAGCGCAGAUACAGCCAUGGUGAAUGGUGACGGGGCUCAUGGGCACACAGAGGAGGCAGAGUCAAAGCAGGAUGGCAACGGCGAGACAGACGGAGGAGAGGAGUCUAACGAACAGGAAGUGAUCGUGAUCCAGGACACAGGCUUCACCGUUAAGAUCCAGGCACCUGGAACAGAGCCAUUUGACUUGCAGGUGUCUCCCCAGGAAAUGGUCCAGGAGAUCCAUCAGGUGCUGAUGGACCGCGAGGACACCUGCCACCGCACCUGCUUCUCCCUGCAGCUGGAUGGAAACGUGCUGGACAACUUCGCCGAGCUCAAGUCCAUCGAGGGCCUGCAGGAGGGCUCGCUGCUCAAAGUGGUGGAAGAGCCCUACACAGUACGCGAGGCCCGCAUCCAUGUGCGUCACAUCAGAGACCUCCUGAAAAGCCUGGACCCCUCAGACGCCUACAAUGGAGUGGACUGCAACUCCCUCUCCUUCCUUAGCAUCUUCACUGAUGGCGACCUCGGAGAUAGCGGUAAGCGGAAGAAAAAGGGCAACGAGCUGGAGCAGAUUGACUGCACCCCCCCAGAGCACAUCCUGCCAGGCAGCAAAGAGCGCCCACUGGUGCCCCUCCAGCCACAGAACAAGGACUGGAAGCCUAUGCAGUGCCUGAAGGUUCUGACCAUGAGCGGCUGGAACCCUCCGCCUGGAAACAGGAAGAUGCACGGUGACCUCAUGUACCUGUACAUUGUGACAGCGGAGGAGCGCCAUGUCAGCGUCACUGCCUCUACACGCGGCUUCUACCUCAACCAAUCUACCACCUACACCUUCAACCCUAAACCAGCCAAUCCCAGCUUCCUGAGCCAUUCACUGGUAGAGCUGCUGAGCCAGAUCAGCCCUGCCUUCAAGAAGAACUUCACUGCCCUGCAAAAGAAAAGAGUCCAGAGACACCCGUUUGAGAGGAUAGCCACGCCUUUCCAGGUGUACAGCUGGACAGCUCCGCAGGUAGACCACGCCAUGGACUGUGUUCGAGCUGAGGACGCCUACACCUCCCGCCUGGGUUAUGAGGAGCACAUACCUGGACAGACCAGAGAUUGGAACGAGGAGCUGCAGACGACCAGAGAGCUGCCCCGGAAGAACCUGCCUGAGCGCCUGCUGAGGGAGAGGGCCAUAUUCAAGGUCCACAGUGACUUUGCAGCUGCUGCCACUCGAGGCGCCAUGGCGGUCAUCGAUGGCAAUGUAAUGGCCAUCAACCCCGGUGAGGAGACACGCAUGCAGAUGUUCAUCUGGAACAACAUCUUCUUUAGCCUGGGCUUCGAUGUGCGGGACCACUAUCGUGAGCUGGGUGGAGAUGCUGCUGCCCACGCUGCGCCCACCAACGACUUGAACGGGGUACGGGCUUACGGGGCAGUGGACGUGGAGGGUCUGUACACUCUGGGGACGGUAGUGGUGGACUACAGAGGCUACCGUGUCACCGCCCAGUCCAUCAUCCCUGGUAUCCUGGAGCGUGAGCAGGAGCAGAGUGUCAUCUACGGCUCCAUUGACUUUGGAAAGACGGUUGUGUCUCACAGCAAAUACCUGGAUCUGCUGGAGAAGACCAGCAGGCCACUCAAGGUCCAGAGGCACAGCGUGCUGAACGAGAAAAAUGAGACAGUGGAGCUGUGCUCCUCCGUCGAGUGUAAGGGCAUCAUUGGAAAUGAUGGCCGACACUAUAUUCUGGACCUUCUUCGUACCUUCCCUCCUGACCUCAACUUCCUGCCUGUGGAUGGAGAGGAGCUGCCUCCAGAGAGUCAGCGCCAAGGCUUCCCCCGCCAGCACCGCCACCGCCUGGCUUGUCUACGCCAAGAGCUUAUCGAGGCCUUUGUUGAGCACAGAUAUCUUCUCUUCAUGAAGAUGGCAGCAUUACAGCUCAUGCAACAGAAAGCAAACAAGGACACUAAAACUGACACACCUGCCAUCACAGAAGCCUCUGAAACAACCUCAGAGAGCAAUGCUGACACAGCUCAGACACAGACCACUGAGUCAGAUUCUUCCAGUGCAGCAGAGGUCUCCACGGACAACACGAGCCAGACAGACAACAGCACCUCUGCUGCCUCACAGGCGGUGACUGACAGUGAAGAGAACUCCUCGAAGCCCACCACAAACGGGCCUCUUGACCUCACAACCACCCAGAACGGGGAGUGCAAGAGCCCACUGGAGGGUAAGGAGCUUGAGGAAAGUAUUCCAGGAUUAGCUCAGGCCAAAGAGCUGGCGGAGACCUUAGUUGCCGAAGACGGAUCUUGUAUUGACCCCAAAAGCCGCGAAGUGGUCCUCAAUGCCUGCAAGGCAGUGGGCUCCAUCAGCAACACAUCUUUUGACAUUCGCUUCAACCCCGACAUCUUCUCCCCAGGAGUACGUUUCCCAGACGACAGCACAGAUGACGUCCAGAAGCAGAAGCAGCUUCUCAAAGAUGCUGCAGCCUUCCUGGUGUCCUGUCAGAUCCCGUCACUGGUUAAAGACUGUUUGGACCACAGCGCGCUGCCCAUGGAUGGAGUCACACUGACAGAGGCCUUGCACCAGAGAGGCAUCAACGUCCGCUACUUGGGCUCUGUUCUGGAGUUUGUGGACAAGACCCCCGCCAAAGCCCAGCUGGAGCACUUCUAUAGAAUAGGAAUCAGUGAGCUGAUCACCAGAUGCGCAAAACAUAUCUUCAAGACGUACCUCCAGGGUGUGGAGUUGUCUGCCCUCUCUGCCGCUGUAAGCCAUUUCCUAAACUGCUUCCUGAGCUCCUUCCCUGACGCCGUUGCCCACCUGCCUCCCGACGAGCUGGUGUCGCGCCGCAAGAGCCGCAAACGUCGCAACAGGGUCCCCGGCGGCGGUGACAACACGGCGUGGGCCAGCCUGACGCCCAGCGAGUUGUGGAAGAACAUCGCCUCCGAGGCCCAGAGCUAUUAUCACUUCACCAUACAGUGUGAAAGCGUGGACCAGGUGGUGGAGAAAUACGGCCUCCAGAAAACCACUCUGCUCAGAGAAAUUUCAAUCAAAACUGGCAUCCAGAUCCUGAUAAAGGAGUAUAACUUUGACAGCCGCCACAAGCCUGCGUUCACAGAGGAGGACAUCCUGAACAUUUUCCCUGUUGUAAAGCACGUGAACCCCAAAGCCUCAGACGCCUUCCACUUCUUCCAGAGUGGACAGGCCAAAGUGCAGCAAGGUUUCCUGAAGGAGGGCUGCGAGCUGAUCAACGAGGCUCUAAACCUCUUCAACAAUGUGUACGGAGCCAUGCAUGUAGAGAUCUGUGCCUGCUUACGCCUGCUGGCACGCCUUAAUUACAUCAUGGGAGACCACCCUGAGGCUCUCAGCAACCAGCAAAAGGCUGUUCUGAUGAGUGAAAGAGUCCUUGGCAUUGAGCACCCCAACACAAUUCAAGAAUAUAUGCACUUGGCUCUCUACUGCUUUGCCAACGGCCAGCUGUCGACCGCCCUGAAGCUGCUUUAUCGUGCCCGUUACCUCAUGUUGUUGGUCAGUGGGGAGGACCACCCAGAGAUGGCACUGCUGGAUAGUAACAUCGGGCUGGUGCUGCAUGGAGUGAUGGAGUAUGAUUUAUCACUGAGAUUCCUGGAGAACGCCUUGACAAUCAACACAAAGUACCAUGGACCGCGGUCCCUCAAAGUGGCCCUCAGCCACCAUUUGGUCGCCAGAGUUUAUGAGAGCAAGGCCGAGUUCCGCUCCGCACUACAGCACGAGAAAGAGGGUUACACAAUUUACAAGAACCAGAUGGGUGAGGCACACGAGAAAACCAAGGAGAGCUCAGAGUACCUGAAGUACCUCACCCAACAGGCUGUAGCUCUGCAGAGAACCAUGAAUGAGAUCUACAAGAACGGCUCCAACGCCAGCAUCAUGCCCCUGAAGUUCACUGCUCCCAGCAUGGCCAGUGUCCUGGAGCAGCUCAACAUUAUCAACGGCAUCAUCUUUAUCCCACUCAGCCAAAAGGAUCUGGAAAACCUGAAGGCGGAGGUGCAGAGGCGGCAGCAGCUGCAGGAGCUGGGAAAGAGUGAGGAGCCCAUUGAGGACAGCCCACUGGAACUAGAGGACAAAAUUCCCAUUGAUUAAUGUCUGAAGGCCCUCAACACAGCUACUUUCUGCUACUGGGGGGUAGGGAGAGGCUGUGACGCAGCAGCCAUGUCACUGAGCCUGUGGGACCUGAGAACCAAGCAAUUGAUCGAGCAUUGAAAUAAACAGGGGGAGGGAUGGGUCAGGGCAGUCCAGAGAACAAACUGUAUGAACUGUAGGACGAAGGAAUACAGAACGAGAGUUUCCUACAAGGUAGGAAGGGAGGGAGGAGAAAGUACAAACAACAUAGAGUCAAUGUAAUGUGCAAUCUGAAAAAUCCCCAGCCCGAGAACCUGAUGAUGGAGGUGUUAGCUGCCUUGAAGUGUGAUUGCAUAUGAAAGAGUGCUUGCAGCCUGGGGAGGGGAGACCAAGGAUGACCAUGACAUUGUAUACCAGAGCCUUAUCCACUGUACCAUAGUCCCCCAGUAAUGCUUCUUCUCAGCUCAAACUUCCCACAGCACUUUUAGCCCAGGACCAUUUUUUUUCCCACCAUUCCCAAAAGAGCCUUGAAGACCCCCGGACAUGUAGCCACCCCCGCCACUCCCCUCCCCGACGGUGCUCUAAAUGACAAAGCACCUACCCUGUCCUAGAACUCAGGGGUACUUUCUACUGUGCACUAAGACCAGGAUACAGUCACUAAAUUUGAGAUUUUUCAAGUGGGUCUUCAGAAUGUAAAUUCCCUUCUUUGUGGCUUCUUUGAGCCACUUUGCAGCAGUCGCCCAUCAUUCUUGCACAGCCCCCGUGGUUAAUUAAUGCAACCGUUCUAUCAUUUGUACUUACGACAUCCCAGGUGGGUGCCUGCUGUGUCCUAUGGUUCCUGUUUCUCCAAGCAAGCAAACAAUACAGUGACACAUGAGUGAGCUUUCAACCGGUUUGAUUUCAUUUGCUGGAUUUGUUUUGUGUUUUUUUUGUAGUAAAUAAGAUGGAUUUUGUAAAAGUGCACAGCAGAAUUAAGAAGGUAUUUUAGGCCUGUUGAUCAUCAAUUAAUUUAAGCCAUGUCUGUUUUAUAGAAAAUGUAUAGAAGUGGAAAAAGAUGUAUAAAUCUCUAUCGGAUUUAGACAGAUACUUGAUUGAUGUUAAUGGAACAACGCAGAUUUGAAACGUCCACCUUUAAGCAGUAGAUUUAUCUAUCUAUAUACUAGCUGUGUUCAAUCUUCUAUUUUUACACAUUGAAAGAAUAUGUGCAUGUAUGUUUGUAUGUGUGACAGUGUGUGUGUCUUUGUGUAGUCCAACAGAAAAUCUAUUCGCCAGGCCUGUUGCUGCUUUUGCUGCUGCGUAGUUUGAAUAGAGGCUAUGCGAACAUUGGCUUUCCAAAUGUUUUAUUUUUCUACUCAUAGUAAACCUGUUGGAUGGCUGAUGCCUCUUUUCUUAAAACAUUCAUGGCCACCAAUGUUGUAAAUCUGUUUAUGUAUGAAUUGGUACUGAAAUGAAGCUCCUCUCACCGUUGGACAGGUGCUCAGCAUUGGCAGUAGUGAAUGAUUUUUCCUUUUCCUUUUUCCAUUACUGGUUUAUCUUUUCAUAUGUAACUGAGACAAAACCCAGCCAGGAGUGUCUGUUCAUUGAGCAGUGUUUAGUGCACUUUCUCAUGCUGUUUGGGAUGUGUGAGCAUGUUCACAGCACAACCAAAAGUGAGCAAAAGAAGGGCUGCCUCAGUGUGAUGUACCAAAAAAGACUGAUAAAAGGUUUGUUUGCGCUUGUAUACAUGCAAUGUAUCCCUCCCAUGGCAAUAUGUUACUUAAUUGUUGCCGUGUCUAAAUGUAUGUGAUUAAAGCAAUAGAGAGAUGGUGCUGGAACUGAUUGUUUUUCGAAAAAUGCUGUUUUUUCUUGGCACAAGAUGUGCAAGAUGGACUACUAACUGCACUGGCUGAAAUGUGUGAAAAUGCGAGCCAUUUAGAGAAAGAAAAAAGUAAAGGUGCGCUCUUCAGACUGAAUGAUUCAGUUAUUGCAGCGAUUUUCCUCUUUGUGCUCCUAUAACAUGAUGUCAUAACAUCAAUAGCAGAGCGUGGUGUGAAUUGUGCCUAUUAUUUAUGCUUCUGAAUGGAACCAGGGUGAUAACUGAUAAUAACUUAAAAAUUUAUAAAGGUAUAAGCUAUGCUUCUUUUCUUGGUUUCUUGUAUCAUAAUUUUUCAGUUUCUUCAUCCCCUCUCCUCCGUAAGUGUUGCUCAACAGUAGUACCAAAAGUGUCCAUUAGGUGGCACACCAACAUUUGUCUCAUUGUGAAGGAUUUGCAUUGCCCUAAAUGACAGAAGACGUUGCAGUGCAAGUGCACACAAAUAAACACCUGCCUCAUUUGAUUUAGAUACAUGUAAAUUAGGGGGAUUUAUUUUCUAACAUUUUUCUAAUAGAACGUUUGUCCUGUGGCCCAAAAUUACAAAAACUACUGUUGAACAUUUUCUGAACCUGUUGAAAUCCCAACAGUAACUAUUGUUGGGGUAUUUAAAUAGUUUAUGGUCUCGAAUAAACUCACUGAGAACUAUUUAUCUGCACAGAUACUCUAUGUUGCUCUUUUAUGCUCUUUUAACGGUGCUUCCGUAUAGUUGGGGGCACUAAUCUCACUCCACUAGAGUUCAGUGUAACAUUUCUGUUUUGAAUAGUUGAGCUUGUGCUUUAUAUGUCAUUUCAUCUUAUUAGAUGUUAGCAUCAGAAGUGGGAAGAAGCAAGAAGAUGUAAUGAUACAAAACGAAGAUCAAAGCGUUUUCUUUCACACAUCAUUUGCACACAUAACAUUUGCAAUUAAUUUGCAAUUUAAAUGUAUAACAUGCAAAACGUGGUGUGUGUGUGGAAUGUGAAUAUUAACAGAAAAUUGCCUACACAUACAGACAACGGUUGAAUAUUCAUUUAAUUUUCAGAUAUGGAUCCUGUGCUAAAUAACUAUUAAAGGUAUGAAAAGAGUAAUAUCUACCCCAAAAUAUUACGCAUUUUGCUGUCCACCACUCAUUUUGCAUUUUUUGUCUGUGUGUCGCCUGAAAUAAUGAGAGUUUUGUGUUUUCUCAGCUAAUGAAAUUUCCUCUGCUCAAAGGCUUCUUAUGCCAAGUGUUUGAGUCUGCUUCCCCCGAUGAUGUGUGGUAUUUGUGUGUUGCUCUUUGCAAAAUUACAAACUAAUUAUAUUUU